This is a messenger RNA of Austrofundulus limnaeus, 2235 nucleotides long. Its product is annotated as aspartate aminotransferase, mitochondrial. The record is from RefSeq and is a predicted model, not a curated record. Gene Ontology annotation, molecular function: pyridoxal phosphate binding; L-aspartate:2-oxoglutarate transaminase activity. Bases 54 to 1340 code for a protein of 428 amino acids. NCBI's taxonomy places the organism in Eukaryota, Metazoa, Chordata, Actinopteri, Cyprinodontiformes, Rivulidae. The transcript has 10 exons. Gene Ontology annotation, cellular component: mitochondrion. Gene Ontology annotation, biological process: L-aspartate catabolic process; biosynthetic process.
GCCUGCCCUUCACAUCCUCUUGCUAGGCUCAGCUCCUAAGUUCAGCAGCUAACAUGGCUCUGCUCAAGUCCAACAAGGUGAUCUCCAGUCUGGGGAACAUUUCUCCGGCUCUGGGACUCUUGUCCACCCGCUACAGCUCAUGGUGGGCUGGAGUGCAGAUGGGCCCACCUGAUCCCAUCCUCGGCGUGACCGAGGCCUUCAAGAGGGACACCAACCCCAAAAAGAUGAACCUGGGAGUGGGAGCCUACAGAGAUGACCAGGGGAAGCCCUUUGUGCUCAGCUGUGUUCGCAAGGCAGAAGCUUUGAUCGCAUCCAAACAGAUGGAUAAGGAGUACCUUCCCAUUGGUGGUCUGGCUGAAUUUAGCAAGUCCUGCGCUCAGCUUGCUCUUGGGGCCGACAAUGAGGUGUUGAAGAGCGGCCGGAGCAUCACUGUUCAGACCAUCUCAGGAACUGGAUCUUUGCGAGUUGGAGCCAACUUUUUGGCUCGAUUCCAUCAGGGUCCACAUGAUGUGUACCUGCCCAAACCUUCCUGGGGAAACCACACGCCCAUCUUCAGAGACGCCGGCAUGCAGCUGAAAGCCUACAGAUACUACGACCCCUCCACCUGCGGCUUCGACUUUAAAGGAGCCCUGGAAGACAUUUCUAACAUCCCAGAGAAGAGUGUGAUCCUGUUGCAUGCGUGUGCCCACAACCCCACGGGCGUGGACCCCAGGCCCGAGCAGUGGAAGGAGAUCGCUGACAUCGUGAAGAAAAGGAACCUGCUGGUGUUCUUCGACAUGGCGUAUCAGGGCUUUGCGAGCGGGGACAUCGAUCGGGACGCCUGGGCCGUACGCCACUUCAUCGAGAAGGGCAGCAACAUCGUACUGUCUCAGUCCUUCGCCAAGAACAUGGGACUCUACGGUGAGCGUGUGGGAGGCUUCACCGUGGUGUGCGGCGACGCAGAAGAGGCAAAGAGGGUCGAGUCUCAACUGAAGAUCCUCAUCAGGCCGAUGUACUCCAACCCGCCGAUGAACGGCGCCAGGAUCGCUGCAACCAUCCUCAACACACCCGAUCUGCGCAGUCUCUGGCUGGAGGAGGUCCACGGCAUGGCUAACCGCAUCAUUAAGAUGAGAGAACAGCUGGUGGCAGGUCUGCAGAAGCACGGCUCCUCCCACAACUGGCAGCACGUCAUUGACCAGAUCGGGAUGUUCUGCUUCACGGGCCUCAAACCUGAACAGGUUGAGCGUUUGACGAAGGAGUUUUCCAUCUACAUGACCAAAGAUGGCCGUAUCUCCAUGGCAGGAGUGUCCUCUGGUAACGUGGGAUAUCUCGCGGAGGCCAUCCACGCCGUCACGAAGUAGAGCGGGUCCUUCUGGGAGAACAACCCAGUCUAAGCUGCAGUCUUGAGGAGCUUAAGCUCUCAAAGUUUAGUUGUUUUUUUUCUCAUCUGGAUUUUGUCAUGAAUUCAACUUGAAAUGGUUGUUUAUUUUCUGGUUGUUCUUAAGCAUUUGACUGAACGGACUCCCUUACCAAAUGAAAGCUCAGAGUCAUAUUUAUUGAACACAUGCAGCUGCUGGCUGUGCACUAAUGUCCUUCCAAAUGUAAACUCAGCUUUAAACAUCAGGAGCUUUAGAUGCAUGUUGAGAUCUGUGUUGCUUUGUAAAAGCCUGUAGGAAAAGCAUUUUUUUUUAUUUUAAUGGUGGUUGUGUAGCACUUUAUAAGUUGUGUGGCACAGUUUGAGUUUAUUACUGUAUAAAUGGGUAUUUAUCAGGUUAUGAGUUUAAUGGUCAAUCUGAUCAAUCCUUCUGGUAUUUAGUUGCUUUGUCGUAUUACAAAUAGCUCAAAUGUUUCCUUUAUUUCAAUAGUUUUCCUGCAGGUUUUGUAAUUUCAGCCUAAGUAGUCACAGGGCAGCAGAUGAUCCUCUUCAAACAAAAAAUAAACUAAACAAGCACAAAAAUUGAGAGUUUAAAAAGUAAGAUGUGAUUAUUUUUUGUCUCAUUAAACCAUGAAAACAGCACUAUUUCUAAAUGUUCAUACCAAGGCUUCAUAAUGAAACUAGAUCUGAUUUUGAGUAAGGUUGUUGCAUUUUCAGUGUGAACAUCAGACUGUGGGACACCGGUGAGAUCUAGAAAUGUGGGUUUGGUCCAUUUUUGCUCAAACUUGAGGACGUUUGUCUCCAUGCUCUGUAUUCUCUGUGUGACUAAAGAUCAUGGGUCGUUUAACUUUACAGAACAAACAAUAAAUCGUUCUACAGUA